CAUAACUGUUAUUAUUUGAAAAUUACUAAACAAUGUAAUAUAUAGAUUUUUCGAUUUGUAAUACUUUUAAUACAAUUUACUGUUUAGAAUUAUUACCAAAUUGUAUUUUGGUUUUUAUUUUAACAAACCUCAAGAUAAUAUUGUAAUCAUUUUCAGUUGAACACUUAAGUCUAAAUACCUACAAAAAAUGUCUGACCUUAGAAAACGCCGUUCCAGUUUUUUUCAAAAACCAGUUGAAGGUAUUUCAUAUUCAUUUUAAAUAUUACUAAAUAGUAUGUAUAUAAUUAUAAACAAUUUUAGAGAGCACUGAAAAAGAAUUGGAAUUGUUUGAAGGCAUGGACUGGGUACUUGCAGAAAGUAAAGAGAUAACUUCUAAAUCACUAUUAUUUGGUGAUCAAGGGAAAAAAAUAUUAAAAGAGUAAGUUUGUUUUUAGAAUAAAUAUGUUUACUUUUAAAUGUUCUUAUAUGAGUUGUUGGAAAUUGGUAAAACUAUUUUAAUCUAUGAAUUUGUAAGGAUAUACAAUUUCUAGUUUUUUAUAGUAAUACAAACUAAUAUAAUUUUGGUAGGCAGGUAGGUACUUAAAAAUAAUGGCGUGAACAGCAUUAUAGAAAAGAACUGAUUUUGAUGUUAUAUAAAAACAUGCUAAACUAUUUUCAAUUAUAUAUAUUUUUAUGGGAAAUAAGAACUAUGUUAGUGAAAUCUUGACUUACUCAACUAGUAAGUAUUUACAAUAGUUAAAGCAAAAUUAUUUAAAUAUGUAAACUAUUCAAGUAGAUGGUAUUUAGUUAUCAUUAUUUUAUUAAUAAAUUGUUUUCAUAAUAAUUCAAUAACCACGAGCAAGGAAACUUAAGCUUAUUUUCACUAUGUACAGUAAGAGCUAACCGAUGGUUUAAUUUACCAGUUUUUAGGAAAUAUAACUGCCAUUUAGUGUAACUGGACAAUUUAAGAAUGAACCUUAGACAUUUAUUAUUUUUGUAAUAUUUUACAAUGUAAAUAUUUGCAAUUAAGAUUUAUACAUAUGUAUAAAAUGAAUCAUAUUUUUAUAAUGUGUUUCUUAGAUAUGCUGAUAAAUUGAAGAGUCGCGAAUUAGAGCAUACAAUAUUGAUAUCUUAUAAACAAGAAGAAAUAAUUAACUUAAAAGAGUAUGUGUUUAAUAUAUAUGAAAUUGAUUAAGUUAUGAAAUAUUUAUUUUAAAUUGCAUUAUUUUCAGGAAAUUGCGUAAAAAAAAAGUAGAAUUGAAUUGGGAAACAGCUUGUGAAGGACUAACAGAUUUUGAAAAAGAUUUUGUCAACAAUAGGCCUGAUUAUAAGUCUUUAGUACAAAAAGUACAUUUGCUCACAUUAAAAACAUGUUUAGCUAAGAAAGCUAAUGACGAACUGAAUGCAAUUUCGAAUGCAUUUAUUAGGCGAGGUAAUGAACAAAUACAUAAAUUGCAAGAAGUUUUCAUUGAUCAAAUUAUAGAAGAUAGUGGUGUUAGUAUUUCAUAUAAUGACAGUAAUGUAGAUUCAUCUACUACAGAAUCUGAAGAUGAAUGUUUAAAUUCAAAUUCAAAUUAAAUUGUAUAAGAAUAGUAAAAAGUUAAACACAUAUUUUAUAUUAUAUAAUAUAUUAUAUUAUUAUUUAAAAAAGGUAUUCUUUUUUUAAUACAUAUUAGAUUUUUGAGUUAAUAAAUGAAUAAAUCCUAAUACAAAGCAAAUCAGUUCAAAAGUUAAUUCUAUAUAACCGAUAACUAUUUCUAAAUAAAUUACAUAUGUCUGCCAUUUAAUUAAAUAUAAUGUACCCAAUAUUGUUGAGAUGUUAAGAACUGUAGAUAUAACGAUUGGUGGUGCUUUAUCAGUAAGGUUUCCUUUGCUGCCCAAAGCCAUACGACUUUUUUGUACUGGGUACAAUAAUGCAACCAUAAGCCAUUCAAUUACUGCUGUCUUAGUCGAAUAUGGUAAUUUGUAUGUUUUUAAUAUGUAAACUAUUAUUUCAAUAAAGUAGUACAAUAAAAAAAAAUACUUGUUAAAAUAUAGUAUAACUUGGUAAUGUAAAGAUGGAGCCAUUUUUUGUAAAUAUUAAUUUAUUAUUAUUUUUUUUUAAUAAACUGAUUAUGCAUUUGUUUAUAUUUAUUACUUAUAAUGGUUGCUAGGAUACUAGGUAUGCUAUUAUCAAUUGCCCC
Messenger RNA from Cinara cedri, 2162 nucleotides. NCBI's taxonomy places the organism in Eukaryota, Metazoa, Arthropoda, Insecta, Hemiptera, Aphididae. The record is from the annotation of a GenBank genome assembly.